CCAACUUUGUUUGUAGAACAUGUAUUUUUGAAGAAAAAAUUCGACAACAAAAAACUUAUUUGUGCUCACAGGUCAUAGAAAAAGAAAUGAAUUUUAAAUUACAAACGAUCUGACAUUUUUUGUUAUAAAAAUGGACCUUAAUAAGGAAUCGAGCUUAACCAAUACAAUAUCUGAAAGGGAAGUAUUCGAUGGCAUCUUGGCAAACUUAAAAGGUCUGGAUGAAUCUGAUGCACUUAAAAUGUAUCCAGUUAAAGAAAAAUACCCUUCAUUUGAAAGGAAUUACACAUAUGAAGAAAUAAAAGAUCCUAUUCUGAGGUCUGUUAUAAAUGAUCAUAAUUAUAUAUCUAGUGAGGAUAGGUAUUCACGAGAUGUCCGCCAAAAUCUCAUCGAUUUCGUUCAGUUAACCAAUUUGAAUGCAGCUUCAAAUUUUUCUACCAUCUCCGAAUCCCAAGUAGAAAUAUUGAUUGAUAGUGUUUUAACUUUGUUGAGUAAAGUAACUGAUUAUGAUUUGAUUAGUGAUAAACUAAAAGAUGUGUUUAACUUGUAUGUGAAAGAAUCUUCCAAAAUUGAGAGCUUGGAAGAACAAUAUUUACACAAAACUAAAGAUUCAACUGAUCAAAUAUUAGAUGAUGUUCUUGACUCCGACUUAAAGGACGAGUUGAGUACUUUUAUAAAAAUGGAAAGGGAAGAUGCUCAUAUUGUGUUACCAUCAGUUCUUGGACAGUUCGACAGUGUUGAUGAAAAGAACUCCUUAGAUGAUGAAAUGUCCGAACUGAACAAACAGAUAGAGAUGAUUUUAGGAAAAGGAGAGGAUGAUAUAAACGAUAACAAGCAAAUAGAACAAGAUAUAAAAGCUAGCGUACAAUCCAAUGAUCUUAUUAUUACCAAAGUUGAAUAUACUUACGAUCCUAACUUCAAAAAUACAAAAGAAAAGGAAAAACAAUUGAUUUUAGCAGAAGACAAUGACGUCUCAUGUAAAGAGUCAGAAUCAAAAACAGAAAUAAAAGUUGAAAAAUAUGUCCCUGGAAAACAGAGCACGGUCUGCCCAGUUCUAACAGAAGAUUUAAAAACAAUGAACCCUAAUGACGGUAGAUCCUUUGAUUAUGCGCUACCAAUAAACAGUCAGUCUUUUACUGACGACUUACCAGUAGACACAUGUUCUUUUGUAAAUAAUUUAACAAUUGAUAGCAGUUCAUUGCCUAAAAACACAAAUGACGAAUUUGUUGAAAGCGAUAUCUUGAAAGCCACACAUGCACAUACUGUUUUACCUUCAGUCAAAGAACUUCUUAAGUUUGCCGAACAAUUGAGAGAAGAUUGUUUGAAUUUUACUGAAAAGGAUGAUUUUAGUAUGGAAAAUUUUUUUUCAUUGAAGCUUGGAGAACAUAAAAGAAUUAUAUCUUCUGUUUUGUUUAAGGAUUCAUCUAUUCAAACUGAACAAAUUAUUUCAAAGAAAAAUCUACGUAAAAUGAAUGCCUCAGAUAAACGACAUUUAUUGGAAUCGUCAAACGAUUCUGAUUCAUCUAAUUUAUCCUAUAUGGAUAAAACCCUUAUUGAGCUAGAAGCUGAAUAUAAAAAAUCAGAAGAGCAAUAUUUCUUUGAUAGUCCAAAAUCUAGCAACAAAUCUUCGAUAUUGAAAAAACCUUCAAAGAAAACGAAAUAUUUUAAUUCGGAUUCAGAUGACACUGAUGAAAUAUCUCCAUUCAAUGGAAGUUUGGAAAGUCUUUCAAGACAUGAAAGUGAUGAUUUCGAACAAAUCACAGACGAUAAUAUAAAAAAAGGAACAAUACCUAAGAGGUCUCUAAUUCGAAGGCAAUGCUCGUCAUCAUCAUCAUCAUUAACAUCAGACAAAUCAACAGUAAAAACUGAUAGAAAAAAUAUGGAAAAUGUUACAAAUGAAAGUGAUAAGGAAAAUAGAGAUUCUGUAGUAUCUUCAGAGUCGUUUGAAUCAAAGAAAUCAAAACAAGAUGAAAGUAUUGAAGAAGAUGCACAGGAAAAGGAAAUCGAAAGAUUAUUAAAUUUAAAAGCUUUAGUUGAACCACAGAAAAAUACAUCUUUAACAAACCAUACAAAACAGAAAAUAUCAAGCAAGUUGUCGUCAUCAAAAAAUGAUAGCUUAUUUGACGUUAUGCAGGAGAUCGAUAAAAAUUCAUUUAGCGAUGAUAGCAUUGGCGAAGAUAGUGAACAGAUUUUAACUGAGAAACAAUUUUUAGUAAAAUGUAAUGAAAGUCUAAAAAAACAGUUGCUGGAUAGUAGUGAUUCGGAAAUGUCAACUAAUAAUGAAGACAUGGAACUUAUUAAUAAAAUUACUGGAAAUUCAAGUGACGAAGACAAUCAACGUGUAUCAUAUGUUGAUAAGUUUCUAGAGACUCUUGUUGAUGACGAAGGCAUAAGUCCAAUACAUAAUGAUAAUCUGCCUAAAGAAGAAUUUCCUCCUGUAAUGGAUAAUAGAAAAUCAUCUACCGAUGAACCCAAUAAAGUUGAAGAAUCUUUGACCGACGAUACAAUAGACAACUCUAUUACUUCAUUCCGAGAUGCAUUUGAUAAAAGACAAAAGGAAAACAAAGAAAAAUGCUUUGAGACCAUUUUAGCAAAGGAUACACGACAAAGAGCAUUGAAAAUGCAAGAAGAUCUUAUUGAGUUGAGCCCUGAGAGCAGUAAUUCAGAUAUUGAAGAAAUUUCUACUGAGACCAAGGAAAAAAAUCUACGUAUAAAACCAAUGCUGCGUCAUGACCAAUUAGAAAGCGAGACUUUAAAUGCUCAAAAAAGAGAAGCGGAUCGUUUACGUCGAUUGGAAAAGAGAAAUAGCUUUUUGACAAAAAUGCUGAAGACUCAAAGCGAAAACAUAAACGAAAAUGAUCUUGUUUUGGAUUACGCUUCAACGCCUAAAAAAUUUAUCAAAGUUCAUUCUGAUAUAGUCAAACAUUUGAAACCACAUCAAAGAGAUGGUGUAAAAUUUAUGUAUGACUCUUGUUAUGGAUGUGUGGAUACUCUUAAGGAAAAUUCUGGUUCUGGUUGCAUUUUAGCUCAUUGUAUGGGUCUGGGAAAAACACUUCAAGUUAUUGCUCUUUUGCAUACGGUGACAUCUUAUAAGGAACUCAAGACCUCGAAGAUCCUAGUUUUAUGUCCUAAAAGUACUAUCAUGAACUGGGCUGACGAAAUAAAACGAUGGCUUGGUCCACUUGACGUAAAAAACAUACAAAUAUUCAAUUUUAGCGAUUCUGCAGAUAUCUAUGACAAAAUUAAUGUUCUCCGAAAAUGGGCUGCUACAUCUCAAAAAUCAGGAUGCUUAAUUAUGGGUUACGAAGCAUUUCGAUCUCUUGUGUUUUAUAAUACAAGUAAAACUAAAGCGAGAUCCAAUAUGAGAGUAGAAGAUAUUCGAGAAAAUAUACAUAAAUACCUCCUAAAGCCAGGUGCUGAUUUGGUGGUAUGUGAUGAAGGCCAUAUAAUCAAGAAUCGAAAAUCAGGUAUAAGUCUAGCAGCUGCUGAAAUUAUAACACCAAAAAGGAUUAUACUAACCGGAACACCCAUUCAAAACAAUCUCAAAGAAUAUUAUGCCAUGGUCAAUUUUAUUAAACCUUUGAUACUGGGAACAGAAAAAGAAUUCGCUAACUUAUAUGCAAAUCCAAUAAAAAAUGGCCAGCAUAAAGAUUCCAGCAAACGGGACAUCAAAGUCAUGAAGCAAAGAUCAUUUGUAUUGCAUAAGAAAUUGUCAAAAUUCGUGCAAAGAAAAGAAGCUGAGCUCCUGCAGUCAUUUUUACCACAAAAAUUUGAAUACGUGUUAUUUAUUCCAAUGACCGAUGUACAAAACUCCCUCUACGAGUAUGUUUUAGACGCAAUAUCAAAGCGAGAAGACUCAAGGGGAAAAAGUUUAAUUCCUGAUUACACUUGCCUAAGAAAGAUUUGGACUCAUCCCAAAGUAUUAGAAGAUGCGUGGAAAAAUGCCAUGGUGACAAAAAAUAAAAAGGAGUUCAAGAGACUAAUAUCAAAUCAAAUUGGUCACUCUGAUGAUGAUCAACCCGAUGAUAUUUAUGACAGCCAAACUGGUGUUAUAUCCGUUCAACGUGACUGGUGGCGGGAACUUGUAACCGAAUCUGAUCUUGAGUUAAUUCUUCCUAGUAAUAAGUUGAAAACUAUGUUUGAAAUUAUUCGAAUGGCAGAAGAAAACGGUGAAAAAUGCUUAAUUUUUACAGCGUUUGUAGCAGUUCUAAAUGUGGUAGAGUACUUUUUCCAUAAAAUAAAUGACAAGCAAAGAGAUUUUUUCAUGUAUGAUACUCGAAAACCUACAGGUCACUGGAUAAAUGGUCAAGACUACUAUAGAUUAGACGGCAAAACAAAUAAAACUCUGAGACAUGAAAUGGUUAAACGAUUUAAUGAUCCUAAAAACAAACGCACGAGGGUAUUUUUGAUAUCGGCCAAGGCAGGAGGACAAGGUAUCAACUUAAUAGGUGCUAAUCGAGUCAUAAUUCUUGAUACAUCAUGGAAUCCCGCAAACGACCAGCAAAAUAUAUUUCGAAUAUUUCGUUUGGGACAAAAGAAAAAUUGUUAUGUAUAUAGACUGAUCGCUAUGGGAACUAUGGAAGAGAAAGUUUAUUCUCGGUCUGUAACUAAACAAGCUAUGAGUUUCCGCGUCGUGGAUGAGCAACAAAUUGACAGGCAUUAUAAUAUGGCUGAACUUGCUGAGCUUUACACAUUAACAAAACCGGAUUAUAGUGAGAGACCUGUGCCUGUGUUUCCACAGGAUCAAAUAUUGGCAAAUUUGUUGCUGAAUUCUCCAGAAUUGGUUUAUAAAUACCAUGAGCAUGAUAGUCUGCUAGAGAAUAAAAUGGAACAAGAACUUAGUGAGCAAGAGAAAGCAGAUGCAUGGGUUGCCUACGAAAAAGAUCUUCAAAUGAACUCAGAACCUCGCGAUGUUAUGGAAGGCUUCCAAGGAUAUCCAAUGUAUGGACAAGGAAAUUACAUGUAUCCCACAAUGCACGAAUUUGAACCUAAAAAUUUUCUUGCGGCCAAUUAUGAUCCUAAUCAAAUGGAUAUGUCAAGCAGAAAUUCGCUAGCAUCAGCAAUGAUGCCAAAUUAUCUUACCAAUGCAAAUAUGAAUAGAAACUCAUAUCUUGAUAUUCUUAACAUGUACAAAAAUCUAUCAUCAUCACUGCUUGGUGAUAAAAGCAGUCGAGCUCCCCAUUAUAAUCCAACCUACGGCAUAUCCCUUGGCGCGGGUAUGAUGAACAACAGUGCAGUUUUACCCACCAAUGAUGAUCACCUAUCUGCGUUAGCAAAUCCUUACUAUUCAUUUGCAAGUCCUUCCUUAAAUCCCAAUGCAUUGCUUUCAAAUGCAAACUUGUCAAAUUCAAAUCCAAUUAGUACUGACAGAUAUGAGCAAAGUAAGAAUCUUUUAACACCAGAUCACAACUUUUCUUCUGCCAUGCGUAACAGUUUUCCCGCUCAAAUGCCUGCUCCGUAUGCAAAAGACUUAAUCGGCAGGUCAACACAAUCGAAAAAUCUUCUGCAAAGUCCGGUGGCUGGUCCUUCAUCGGCAUCAUCUGAUAUGCGUUCUACAUCUUCUACUCGCCAAAUAACUCAAAAUAUGUAUAAUACGAACCCUUCAAGAAAAGUCUCAACAACAAAACAAUCUCAAAUCAGUAGUUCAUCAUUGUUCAAUGCAACGAAAAAAAACAAACUUAACGAAUCAUUAAUAAGGCCCAUUAGUCCAAGGCAAACAAUUAUUAUAGAUGAUUCGCCAGCUAAACAAUCGACGGAGCAAUCAUUGCCUGUUAAUAUGGGAAUAGUUUAUCCAAAACAAAUGCCAUUACCAUUAUCACCUAUAUCGGAAAUGGUUGAUGGAGGGUCAUGUGUAAAAAAGUCAGGAAGCAGCAUGCAAAUAAUCCGAACUCACUCACCUACAACAGAUAGCGUUCGAAAAAAGUUCGAUAAUAUUUCACCAAAUAUUUCGUUAACAGCAGUUCGAACGUUUCCCCAGAAAACUUUACAGAGCGAAAAAACUUCAUCACUAUCAGAAACAACAUUAACUACAUUACCAGUGCUGGCAGUGACACCCAGUAAUUUGAGAAAACGAAGAAGUUCAUUUGGAAAUUCAUCAAAUCUAAUUGAACAACCAAAGAAGUUUCGAAGUACAACCAAUUUUGAAAAUUAAAUUUAAAAAUAGAAUAAAAAAAAACAACAAAUUAAAUAAAAUGAAAGUGUUGUGCAUUGUUAAAGCUGCAUGAACAAUUUAUGCUCUGGUUUAAUAAACAUGAAAUUAUUAUAAUAUUGAGGUGGCCUUGCAACAUAAUGGAGCACUUCGUGGUAAAAGCAUGAAAUGCUCAUCGUUGGUAGUACUCAAUAUAAGAGUUAAUUUUCAGACAUUGGCCCAUUUUGAAUUCCAAAAAGUUUUUCUGUGCUACAAUCUAUGAAACACCAUAUGAAACAUUUUAACUCAUAUGAUACAUGAUUUCAAAGUAUUUUUUAACGCCCGAUCAAUAAUACUAAAAUAGUCGAGUUAUUUUGGUUUGGAUUAUUUUAUAUCGGGCAAUAAAAAACCUUGAAGUCAUGUGUUAUAUUAUUAAAAAUGUUUCAUAACCUAAACUCUGAGAUGCAACAAAACGAGUGCUUCACAGAAAAGCUCUUUUAUCUUCGCUUCCGAAUGGAGUUCACCGUGGCCCAAUAUCUCAUAAUAACUCUUAAAUUAAGUACUAUAAAUGAUGAAUAUUGUAUGCUUUUACCACAUAGUACACGAUUCACUCCUUUUUCAUAGCUUAGUCUCCUCAUUAUAGGUUAGAUAAACUAAAAAUCUAUGUGUAAUCAUCAGCAUUAACUAAAUGAAGUUAAUUGAUUUUAAGUACCUUACAAUAGUUGAUUUAUUUUAAUUUAUUCUUACAAGUGGAACUACUAUAAAAAUAAGAUUUUAUUUAUGCAUAGUUUGAUCUCUUUUUAUUAAAAAUGAAUUUUAUUAUCUUUGCUAAAACUAUUUGAUUUGAAUAAAUUUUUUUUUUAUUUCAAAGAAUGCUAAAUAAAGAAAUUAUUCUGAUGA
Episyrphus balteatus (marmalade hoverfly) is the source of this 7024-nucleotide messenger RNA. RefSeq names its product transcriptional regulator ATRX homolog. The coding region runs from base 131 to 6148 and encodes 2005 amino acids. The transcript has 19 exons. The record is from RefSeq and is a predicted model, not a curated record. Gene Ontology annotation, cellular component: nucleus. Gene Ontology annotation, molecular function: ATP-dependent chromatin remodeler activity; ATP hydrolysis activity; ATP binding. Lineage: Eukaryota; Metazoa; Arthropoda; Insecta; Diptera; Syrphidae.